This is a messenger RNA of Cucurbitaria berberidis CBS 394.84, 480 nucleotides long. RefSeq lists its product as uncharacterized. The transcript is spliced from 3 exons. NCBI's taxonomy places the organism in Eukaryota, Fungi, Ascomycota, Dothideomycetes, Pleosporales, Cucurbitariaceae. The coding region runs from base 1 to 480 and encodes 159 amino acids. The record is from RefSeq and is a predicted model, not a curated record.
AUGGCCUCUCAUACUCUGCCCCUUUUCUUUAUUGUCUUGGUUCUCGCAUGCCUCCGAACCGCACAAGCGAGUUUUCAAGACGAAGUCCGCGCAGCCGAAAGCAUCCUUAACGAUCUUCCAAAAGCUCUCGCGAUCCCUUUUUGCUCUGGUUACAAGCCCUCGACUUCUUCCUAUGUCACAGAAAGUUGCAUUACAGUGACCAGCACAACAAUAUUGACAUUUCACACCACAUCCACCAUAUAUGUGGCUGCGACGGCACCAGCAAAACGCUCUCAGCCGAAAUUACCCCGAGAUACCACCGACACCUUUCCUCAGCGCGCAACUUGGUGCUCCGACUAUAAUGUCCCCUGUCGUCUGGUACAGUACGACCACGAUGUAAUUGCUGAGGCUUGCCAGAAGUAUCUUAAUGGCGAUCAAGAUGAGGAUGUGUCUCCUGAGAUUGCGCAGGCGAUGUGGGACUACAAGUAUGGCCUUGAUUAG